Molecule: messenger RNA, 921 nt
Organism: Fonsecaea nubica
Lineage: Eukaryota; Fungi; Ascomycota; Eurotiomycetes; Chaetothyriales; Herpotrichiellaceae
Exons: 1
Coding region: 1-921 (306 amino acids)
Source: RefSeq, a predicted model, not a curated record
AUGGGCCGGUUCCUCAUCUUUUCUUCUCUCAGCGUCUGCUUGUUGCUCUUGCCUGGUGUCCUUGCUGGCCUGGAACCACGGCACAACCUCCCAUCGUUGGCACUCGCCGCGGGUCUUUUAGUCCCGAGUUUGUUUGUCCAAGGCGUCUCUGGCUAUGUCUUGCCAGUGACUCCGUCAAAACAGGAGUUGGCGUGGAGACGUGACUCGCUUGUCCCGCGGAAGCACAGGGGCAACGGCCGCAAUGGUAACGGCGGUGGCGACGGUGCCGCUGCUGCCGCUGCCGGUGCCAAUGGGACUGAUACUCAAGCUACCGCUGAUGCUGUUGCUGCCAACGGGACAGAUACUCAAGUUACCGUUGAUGCCGCUGCUGCCUGCAUGGCUGCGGCCAUGGAAGCUGCAGUCAAUCAGACCGGUGUGGCCAACGUCACCGAGGCUGUGGCUGCGAGCAACACCACCAUGUCCGCGAUCGCGAGCGCCUGUGCCGGCAACUCGACGGACCUAGUCCAGGCAGUGUCUGCGGCGACCAACGUGACGGCCGCGUCAGCCAACGUCACAAGCGACGCAGCCGCAAACAACGCCACAGUCGAUGCUACAGACUCGGCGGGCAACUCCUCGUCGACUGAUACCGGGACCGGCAAUAACAAUGAUAACGGCAACGGUAACGGUAACGGUAGCGGCAGAGGUCAAGGCAGAACCAGCAAUAGCGACAACGGGAACGGCAACAGCAAUAGCAACAAUAACAACAACAAUAACCCCAUCACCGAAGCCAUCGACGACGCACUGCAACUCAUCGACUCCAUCAUCAACAAGCGCAGCGCCGCCGCCAUCGCCUCCGGCGAGAAAACCAAGCGCGACACUAAAUACCGUGAGAGCGUGGUGCGCAAGAAAUGGGCCGCCGGCCUCGACGAGAGGGCGUUUUGA